Messenger RNA from Neurospora hispaniola, 865 nucleotides. RefSeq lists its product as uncharacterized. NCBI's taxonomy places the organism in Eukaryota, Fungi, Ascomycota, Sordariomycetes, Sordariales, Sordariaceae. The transcript has a single exon. The record is from RefSeq and is a predicted model, not a curated record. The coding region runs from base 159 to 692 and encodes 177 amino acids.
GUUGAGGACUUGGAAGAUGGGGAUGGCUUCCCUUCUUAUUUUCCCCAUGUUUUGUUUCGACUUGUGGCGGAUGCUCCUCUCUGUAUUUUCGCUGUUACAUGUUUAGGCAUGGUAACCUAUCAUACUUGGGGCAUCGUCUGUGGAAAUUUUGAGGUUGUAUGCAGGCACCCGUGCCUGCCGUGGGUUGGUCAUCACAUCUCAAAGUGCUGCCGCUACAUCGGACGCUUCCACCAUGGCAUCUUUUCUCUUCAGUUUGGCAGCUACGAGCACGAAGUUGUGUUGCCCAAUUGUGUGCGAUUGACCAAUGGUGCAAGGCAGCCGUCAAAAUCGAGGCAGGCAUCACCUCGCUGUUGCCUCUCUCUGAUCCAAGUUUAUUUUCCCAUGUCCUUUCUGACUCCUUGUUGAGCGUCCCAAGAGUACUGACGGUUCUCGCCGAUGCAGAAAGCUCGAUGCCUUCAAUGCUUCGCCUCCAUCCGAGCAGAUCGAUUACUUCCAUCUCCCCUUGUCAAGCCUACACAACCGCCCCACGGACACUAGCUCUGACCCCAAAGACCGGCCCUCGAGCGACGACGCAGUCGAAUACAAGGCUUUCAGAAAGACGCCUUUGGUCAAAGACGAUCUGGACCAAUAGCGGGUACUCAGUACCUCGCCUUCGUUGCAAUUUGGUACUGGGUGGAAGUAGGUGUUGUUGAUCCUCCCUCACCGUCCAACUUAGCAACGUGAAAGAGAUAAAGACGUGUAUAAAAGCGAAAAAUCGAAGCAGACCGUUGCUAACACACCCUCAAAGGCAAAAAUGGAUAGCCAGCUCUUGGUUCGAUUCGGAAUAAUGCAGCAUCUCUCUGGUCCAACGACAAGCCAUCUGACG